AACCUUUACCCCGUUGAUUAGCUGACAUCCGCCAUUUUGUUUUAUGUCGUAUUCUUUGCACUCAUCCCCCAAACUUGCGCGAUUUUUACGUGAUUCCAGAAGUCUUGGAGAACGCUUACCACAAUACACUUAGAGCACCAUUCUAACGCCGGCACCUAACUCGGAUUUAUUCUACCACAAAAUUUACGUUGGAAUCAAUCAAUCAAUCAUCAGAGAUGGCGGAGUUCACACGUGUGCCUCCUGUUAGAGACCUUCCUGUGGAACCAACUGCGCACAUCAAAGAGGAGCCGACAGAGGAGCCGACAGGAGACACUGGAUGGCAACAGCAUGAACAAGAGAACAGGAUGUGCCAGGAAACGUACAGUGGGGACCAGGAAACUUACAACUACCACAAUGAAACCAAAAUAACUGGGUAUCCUUGGAGCGAGACUUACAACAGUUGGGAGCAGACAGUUGAAACGGGGCGGCAGCAGGACGAGAAAAGGGACGAAUUCGAGCCGUGCGGUGUAAAAGCAGAAAUGCAAAUGUCCAGAUGUGGAUUUGUUAGUAGUGGAGAACUUCCUGGGAAGAAGAGUGACAGCAGGGAGACCCAGACAACAGGCAUGGAUCUGCAGCAGGAAACGUGUGAUGUGAACUUUCCCCAACCUGACAACACAUCAACCUCACAGGUACAGGAGAGCAGAGGCAAUGUGGCAAGGCAUGUGGUUAACCGUAAUGAUGAGGAACCCUACAUGUGUGGAGAGUGUGGGUUCAGGACGGCUAAAAGGUCUAACUUAUCUAUACAUAAGAGAACCCAUACAGGAGAUCGACCCUACCAGUGUGGCCAGUGCGACUAUUCUGCAGCACACAAAUCCCACUUGGAUCGACAUCUAAGAAAACACACUGGUAAGAAAGCCUACAUGUGCGGAGAGUGUGGGUACCGGGCAGCGCAUAGGUGUGCAUUAUCAUUUCAUAUGAAAACCCAUACUGGAGAGAAACAUUACAACCCUGAUGAAAAACCCUACAUGUGUGGGGAAUGUGGGUACAGGGCAGGGUACAGACCUAUCUUGUCCCGACAUAUGAGAUCCCACACAGGGGAAAAACCCUACAAGUGUGGCCAGUGUGACUAUUCUGCUGCACAGAAAUCAACUUUGGACCAACACCUAGGAAAACACACUGGUCAAAAGCCCUACAUGUGUGAGGAGUGUGGGUACAGGGCGGCUCGAAAAUCAUGCUUAGCCCGACAUAUGAGGACCCACACAGGAGAAAAAUUCUUGAAGUUUUAUCAGUUUGACUAUUCUGCUGCAAAGAAAUUCACUGUUUACCAAUAAUUUACUGGAAAAUCCAACUUUACAUAUAAGAUAGUAAUUAGAUAUACGUGUAUAGAUGUUAUUUUCAUUUUUGUUGAAGUCGACCAUUAUUCCCAGCAUUCAUUGUAAAUUGUCGAUAAAGAAAUAUCUUGGUUUAACCUCAUCGAUAUAACGUUAACAUUAGUU
Molecule: messenger RNA, 1475 nt
Organism: Branchiostoma floridae (Florida lancelet)
Lineage: Eukaryota; Metazoa; Chordata; Leptocardii; Amphioxiformes; Branchiostomatidae
Product: zinc finger protein 501-like
Exons: 3
Coding region: 216-1310 (364 amino acids)
Biological process (GO): regulation of transcription by RNA polymerase II
Cellular component (GO): nucleus
Molecular function (GO): RNA polymerase II transcription regulatory region sequence-specific DNA binding; DNA-binding transcription factor activity, RNA polymerase II-specific
Source: RefSeq, a predicted model, not a curated record